CCAGUACGACAACAAAGAAGUCUCGGAAGCGUGCUGUGUGCGUGCUGAUGCGCUCGCUGUCGCCGCACAUGGCAAGAAAGGCAUUGAAUGACGAGAUUUGAGCACGUGAGCCGAGGAUAUGUUAAGGGCAGAUAUGAGAGACCAGACUACAUCAUGAAUACAAGAUGAGUGAGGGGGGAAGCCAGGGCCCAGACCCUCUGGGCCCUGCCAGCUACUCCGGAACAGGAGGGGGUGGCACUGUAGUUUACCCACUUCCUCCUUCACAACCUGCCACCCCUUCCUCUACCGUCCAGGACACCUAUAAAGAUUCAGACUAUCCAGGUUCUGACAUCAAUGGAGCCAAUGGAUCCAAAUCCUCAUCUUCUGGUCUUCCACCAUUCAGCUCUUUCAAUGCAGCAGAUGUAUCGGACGGUCUUAAUUCUCGGUUGACAGGAGAUUCUUUUAGUGAAGGUCUGACCAGUCGCUUGCUUGAUCUCACACCAUGGGACUACUACGAUGGACUCACAGGAAGACUGAUGGAACGUGGCGAUGGCCUGCCUGUUCUCGUUCCACAACCGCAGUAUCGCCCUUGGGAAAGCAAGCCUCCAGAUGGUCUUCAUCACGACUCUUUGCUUAAAUCCAUAGCCCCUGCACCCCCUUCUGCUAUUCCAGCAUUCACCGACAAUUUCGGUGCUCCUGUUACCAAUGCAAGUAAAUUGCCGUCGUUUCAGUCUCAGUUUACUGCAUUUUCUCAAGAGCAAACUGUCACUGGAAACAAUGGGGAGGUUCUGACUACUUUAAGUGCCGCCUCGCCUUCUCCGUCCUCAUCAUCUUCUGGCUUACCUAGUUUCCACACUCUUUCCGCCGUUAAUCCUCGGCCUGGUUACCCUCUAGUGCCUGCGCCCGUGCAAGCUAGAGAGAUACCAUCAAUUCAGCAGCAGUUUCUGGAUGAACGUCACAUUCAACUAUUCACACAUACUCAAACGUUUGGUCCCCCUCAUAAUCAACCAACUGUAACUACUCUGGGUAAUGCUCAGUUUCAUCAUCACCCUCAUCAGAUAACGCUUGCUCCACCGAAUUCUGCUCCAACUCUUCUCCAAGGGAAUACUUUGAUGGCUCAAAAUGCUCCUACAGUGCUGACUGUAGUAAAGACUGAACCUGUGACUCUUGUCACAACUGACUACAAAAUGGCACCUCAACAAUUAACGCAACUACAUCACAGUAAUUUUCAGAAUCCGAUGGGUGUUUUGGAAGCUAAUAAGUUAAGUGAUGGAAUAAAAUUUGGUGAUAGCCCACCAUUGAGAGGAAUGGACUCUAGGAAAAAAGAAAGACGGAAAGUGCGAACAUCUUCUCUGGAGAGUUCAACCGAGAGUGAUGGAGCCGGGAGCAGCAGUGUGGAGAGUUCUGGUCAAGUAGCCGCUAUAUCCAGCACAGCGGGAUUUAAGUCUCCUAUGCAGCCGUCGAGCACCCCGUCAAUCUCCGACAGCGAGGGAGAGAAGCCCAUCAAGAAGAAACGCAAGCGCUGCGGUGAGUGCACCGGCUGCCAACGCAAGGACAACUGUGGCGACUGCGCGCCUUGCCGCAAUGACAAGAGCCACCAGAUCUGCAAGAUGAGACGGUGUGAGAAAUUAACAGAAAAGAAGGUAGGACUUUUUGGUUUCAACAUGUUUGCACGCACGGUAGUACUUAAUCUAAACCAUUAUUUUAAACUGUAGAUUAGUUAAUUUGUUAUGUGUUCUUAAAUCAAUUCUGUGCAUGAAUGUGUAGUGCAUGAACAAAUCGGUCAUCGUGCAAUGCAGUGCCAAAUUAAAUUAAAUUUUGCAAAGCAGUUAUUAAGUUUCUACGAUUUAAAUAUUUGUGGCUGUACAGUGAUUUAGUUAGUGUAAAACGUUUUUAGUGUUGUGACUGGUGAGUGAUUUCAUCAACAUUGCGGUUCUCGCUAAACACUUUAUAAGAAUAAGUGCGAACUCAAGCUCCAGCAUGAAUCUAUUGGAGAAGAAAUGCCAUUUUCAAGGUAAAGUUACGUAUGUACAAUGUAUGUACAAUUAAUGUGAGCAUAUGUACCAGUUUAUUUAGUGAAUACAUACAGAAUAUUUAGAUACACUUUUGAGCAGUCCCUAAAAAUUUUUUUUAUUAUAAUAUGAAUAUGGUAAAAUAUUUCACUAUGUUUUGUCAGCACUAAAAUUUUUCUAUGUAAAAAAAUUUGAGAAAUAUAUCUUACCUCUUUUCUAAUAGCUGCACCACGUGAUAAUAAAUUAAUGGAAGUUA
Messenger RNA from Bacillus rossius redtenbacheri, 2247 nucleotides. RefSeq lists its product as uncharacterized. The record is from RefSeq and is a predicted model, not a curated record. Gene Ontology annotation, cellular component: nucleus. Bases 165 to 1694 code for a protein of 509 amino acids. Gene Ontology annotation, molecular function: methyl-CpG binding; zinc ion binding. NCBI's taxonomy places the organism in Eukaryota, Metazoa, Arthropoda, Insecta, Phasmatodea, Bacillidae. The transcript is spliced from 2 exons.